Molecule: messenger RNA, 3085 nt
Organism: Tuber aestivum (summer truffle)
Lineage: Eukaryota; Fungi; Ascomycota; Pezizomycetes; Pezizales; Tuberaceae
Source: the annotation of a GenBank genome assembly
ACCGUAACUUUAUGGGGUCCGCGAUAAAUAAUAUUAGAGAGCCCUGAGGCCACGGGCCAUGGGGAAAUGAUCUAGCUGGGGGAUGAAAACUGUAUCCCAAGUCUGUACUCGAGUACUGUACCGUGGUAGUUCAUCUCUCUCUUCGGUAAUGACAUGAUUAAUUUUUGGAGAAUUUCUUUUUUUUUCCCUUUUUUUUUCCCUUUCACUUUCUGUUGGGGCGGUUUGUAUCGUACGGUACUGCACAGUCAGGACGAAUUUGGUCUCAGCACAUGCCCCUCUAUUUCCUCCCUUCACUUUCUCCUUCCCACUCCGCCCUUCUCGGAGCCCAGAUCACCAUCUGUUACUCAUCGUUCCUUCUUACCAUUACCGUGCUCCAAUCCCUUUUCCCCGCCGAUAUUGGUAUACUGUUCCAUCGACACCCCAUCUUGCACUCUUACCACUCACUAUUGCUGACCGUGCUGCGCCUCUCGUGGGAUUUGUUUGCUCCGUCAAUUUUAUUUGAUUUCCGUGGUGUGUGCGGGGUGAUCAGUUCAUUAAAGUUUGCCUGUGGUGGGUGUUUGAAAAUUAUUUUUUUCCUUUUUCCUAUCUACGGCAUUCCUACGACCACUCCUACGACCUGCUGAACUAGAGAAGACUGACCAGCCCGGGUAGAAACCCGCAUAGAAAUACUGUAGAACCGAGGCCUUUCCCCUCCCUUCUAACAGAGUGGCAGUCGAUUAAGAACUCAUAUAAACCUCUCAAUUCUCUUCUCACUUCUUGAAAGGAACCCUCUUUUUACUCGACAAAUCAAGACUCCCAACCGAAAAUACCGAUACCGCUGCAAACAUGACUCCUAAAGCUGACGAGGUUGAAGACUCUCGCGGUACGUUUUCUUUAUUUUACAAGUCCCCGGAAUCUUUUUCUCCAAUCAGCCAUGUCGAACGGAUAGAACGAAGGAAAACGAGGGUCCAGGAGAAGCGAGAGCUGAUGAAGUACGGAACAAAAGUUCUCGGACAGGAUCCUUUGAUUCCUCCCAGUCUUUUGCAACAUGAGAUUCCUUCUGUAUUUCUCCCUCUCUCUCUAACCUUAAUUUUUUUUUUUGAUUUUUUGUUCUUCAAAUAACGAGUCAUACUGAUUUGUGGGGCUGAAGACACCCGAAUCCGAAGCUACCGUUCUCAAGGGUCGUCGUGACUCUAUUGCCGUGCUCAGCGGCACCUCCGACAAGCUUCUCGCCGUGGUUGGGCCAUGCUCGAUCCAUGAUCCCGAGGCGGCGAAAGAAUACGCUGGGCGCCUGAAGGCCAUUUCAGAAGAGCUCCAGGACGACCUGGUCAUCAUUAUGCGAGCCUACCUUGAGAAGCCAAGGACCACCGUUGGAUGGAAAGGAUUGAUCAAUGACCCUGACAUGGACGAGAGCUUCCAGAUCAAUAAGGGUUUGAGAGUUAGCAGGAGUUUAUUCGUCGAGCUUACACACAUGGGAGUCCCUAUUGCGUCUGAAAUGUUGGACACUGUCUCCCCCCAGGUAAUUCCCUUUGUCCCGAGUAAACGAGCAGUUAGUAACAAAAAUAGUUCCUUGCAGAUCUUCUCUCCCUCGCAGCAAUCGGUGCCCGCACCACUGAAUCACAGCUCCACCGUGAGCUCGCAUCGGGCGUUUCCUUCCCGGUCGGCUUCAAGAACGGUACCGAUGGCUCGCUCAGCAUCGCUAUCGAUGCUGUCCUCUCUGCCUCUCACCCUCACCAUUUUAUGGGUGUGACUAAGCAAGGCCUUGCCGCCAUCACCCGCACCACAGGAAAUGAGCACGGUUUCGUUAUCCUUCGCGGGGGUUCCAGGGGCCCUAACUACAGCUCCGAGGACGUACAGACCACGAAGGCUGCCUUGAGGAAGAAGGGGCAGAGGGAGGUCAUGAUGAUCGAUUGCAGUCACGGAAACAGCUCCAAGAACCACAAAGUAUGUUUUUUUUUUGUUUUUUUACUUCUUCCCCAGAGUUCCCUUAUCUAACAAUGCGCUGCAGAACCAACCUAUUGUAGCCGCGGACAUUGCUGCGCAAAUUAGCAACGGCGAGGAGGCCAUUGUUGGUGUCAUGAUCGAGUCAAACAUCAACGAGGGCCGCCAGGACAUCCCCACCCCGGAGCAGGGUGGCGUAACCGCCCUCAAGAAGGGUGUUUCCGUCACCGACGCGUGCAUCAACUGGGAAUCCACGGUUGACGUGUUGCAGAAUCUCGCCGCCGCCGUUAGAACCAGACGGGCUGGCAGAGAGUGUGGAGUCAAGAGGAAGGCCGAAGAUGCUUUGUAAAAAGUUUUCGUUUAAAUGCAAGCAAACGGGAUAUAUGGUAGAAUGUGGAGUUUUAGUUUUAGUGUUUUCGCUUCAUCUCUUCUCUUUCCUUGUAUUUUUCCAUUGGCUAUUUUCUUUGGGUGGCUCUAUCGUAGUAGUGCUUGUUGGGUAUGUGGCUGGAAAUAAAAUAAGGGUUGUGUUCGACUCGUCGUCGAUUGAGUGGUCCAUCGGUUCAAAAUGCGCUGUGUCCAUAUUACAAGGGUUACAGAAAUAAGUUAAGUUAGUUGUUAACGCAUGGUCUACUCGAGUAGUGCAUAUUAAGCAAGUUGCUUGGCAAGGCAAUAUCCCCAAAACACGUUUUGAAUCGAUAAACGACUUAAUCGACUAGGAGCUAACAACCUGUGAAUAAAUGGAAGUGUGUGGACUAGGUGGCUGAGGGCAAUGCAACCGAAAAUCUGCCAAGUACGAGUAUGAUAAUUGCCAAGCAUGUGAAUGUUACUCAAGUAUUGUGACACACAGAGAGCGGGAGCUUAUUAAUACAAUACUAGUAGCUGAGACGAUUACACUCGUUGUUUGCCUUUUAGAGUUUGCGGUGCAUUAGGAGAUGCCUUCUCGAUAAGAUCACAUUAUCCCCUAUGUACGAGUACAUGCCAAAAUUAUCUAGAUAGGUGAGGGCUUCGGGAUCUCUGGGGUCAGGUAUACCGAACCUUUUUUCUUAAAGACUGGAUCUUGUGACUGCACUCCUGAAUGGGGCCAAGUUCCUAUGUCCUUGAAUCAUAUCAAUAACACUCAACAAAGUUAAGUUUAAAGUAAUAUACUACUCGUAUUGGAAAAGUA